This is a messenger RNA of Monascus purpureus, 1718 nucleotides long. The record is from the annotation of a GenBank genome assembly. NCBI's taxonomy places the organism in Eukaryota, Fungi, Ascomycota, Eurotiomycetes, Eurotiales, Aspergillaceae.
AACAACUCGAAUGCAGGAACCAGACUAAUUUCGAAAUAUAUUCUCAUUGGAUCGCGUGUUAAAGUCGUUUGCAUGUUAUAGUGUUACAUUGCUGACAAGUCAUCUAGUCUCCAGAGCUUUUCCAUAACUGCACCCAUCCUCCUACUCUUUUCCUGUCCAAAUGCUUCUGUUGAAGGGCCAGAACCGGUAGUAUUCUGAUUCAAAAAGGAAAAUGAAUAAUAAACCUAUUGAGCAGGCUCUAGCCACUCUUUUACCCACGCAUGCCGAUGAUCUGCCACCGCAGCUGCUCAGUUUGGCCGUAUCUCUCGUCGCGCAGUCGCGAAGCUAUUCUACCAGCUUGAAACCCGAAGAGGAGAUCGCACGACCUUAUGCUUGCGCGGAGAUUGCUUGCAAGAGGUUGAGUCGAGCGUUGAAACUCCCUCCUCUCCUAGGCCAUCCACCAUGUCCUCCGCGCGUAUAUAAGAAGCUUUUUGCAUUUCUCGACCGGUCACUAACCAGCAGCAUGGCCGAAAUGAAGCGCUCUGUUGGCGGUCCAGGUUCGGUUCCGGGCACUCCUUCGCGUGCAACAUCCAAACCGUCGACUCCCAGGAAGGAGUUGGAUCGAACGCCUUCCAGAGGAAAGGCGACAACGCCACGAGGACUCCAAAAUACACCAAGCAGGUCGACCCCCCUGAAGAGAACGGCCAAUGGUGCUCCCAAGCAGACCGCAUAUCCACAAUCGGCGCAAAAGACCGGAAUAAUUCGUCCAAACGGCCUUUCAUCCUCAACAAUUAUUCCUGACGCUUCAGGAUGGGUGAUGACAAACAUUCGAACAGUAUGCAAGGCCCUUUCGACUCCAGCCCCGCGGACAAGUGCAUGGUCUCGACCACCGAUCUCCAGGAUGCUCCCACCCCAUAUUUUCGCAGGAGUAUCAUCCAUUCUAUACUUCAUCACUAAAUCCACCUCCGGAACAGACGACGGGGACAUAGACGAGGAGACGUUGGAAUUUCUAGAUCCCAUAAUUUCCACAAAGGACAGGGAAAACGACGAAGAAUUCAAAGAACUAGUCAACGCGCUCAUCGUAGCCGUGUAUUUCCUCGUUCUCGCUCGACGGCGGAAUCCUUCACCCAAUACCCAAGAAGCGGGGAAUAAUACUCCCAUUAAGUCACCACUUGAGCCGAAGAAACUGGACAAAAAGACAUUUGCAGAGAUGCGUCAAACCGCUCUCGUCAGCCUCGGUCUCCCCUCGACGGAGAGGAGACAUCGGGAAGAUGUCGACCAGUGGAUCGCAGUGAUCAUGGAACUUGACUGGGCUAAUGGGAAAGAGUGGUUCGAAAAUAUCCCUAUGGCAGGCGAGAUGGAUGGGGAAGAAACGGACCUUGACGAAGAAGAUUUAUAUGGUGGAGAUGAGGACGGCGGAGUGAGGAAUCCUAGAUGGAAUGCUACUGAGUCGCUUCUCUCCAGGGAUUCCUCGAGAGGCGGCCUCCUGCCUGGCCUGGGAACCAUGAUGCAGGAUCGUGUGGAUUGGCUGAGCCCGGAACGACAGGAGGACUAUAUCGAGUGGAAGGCGGAUAUAAUGCAGCGGAUUAAGAGGAUGGAGAGAGCUGGACGCAUUGCGGCCUGAUAAUUAGCGCUGAAUUCUUUUCUGGCAACAUAUUAUAUUAUACUAUGAUACCCUGUAAAAUAGAAUAGAGGGAAAAUAUUGUCUCUUGUGCGUGUAUUUCUAUCUUUGCUCUUAG